Messenger RNA from Sclerotinia borealis F-4128, 2901 nucleotides. The record is from the annotation of a GenBank genome assembly. Lineage: Eukaryota; Fungi; Ascomycota; Leotiomycetes; Helotiales; Sclerotiniaceae.
AUGGCGCAACCUCCCUUUCAGCAGCAGCAGCAGCAGCCAUCUUAUGGUGGACAGCCUGCCUACCAAGGAGUCGGAAGUUCUAUGAUGCAUCCCGCUGACCCAAAUGAUCUCGGCAUGGAGAAUUUACAAAUAUCGAAUCAACAACCAGCGGCAAAGAAAAAGAAGAAGGAUAGGCACGCAUAUCAUGUAGUCGAAGCUCAAGGCUCCUCACAAGCAUUUAAUGGAAUACCGCAGGGCGGCGUUCCACCGUCAUCAUAUCUCAAUGCCGAUCCUUCAUCAAUGUCAUCUCCCGGCGGCCAGUUCCUAAAUUCGCCCAUUACACCUCAAAUGUCACAGUUUCCUGCCCCUGUGAAUUUGCCUUUCAACCCCGCGAAUCUUGCCACGUCUGCCGAAUUUGCUGCGAGAAAUGGGUCUGGGGAUGGCUUCUCUGCUAAUGUGCAGACUUCUGCGCAAGGCCGAGUAGACCCAGAUCAAAUUCCCAGCGUACCCCGAUCGAGAGACGCGAUAGCGCAGUAUUACCUCAAGAACGUAUACCCGACCUUCGAACAUCACCUUCCUCCUACAGCUACAGUGCCAUUUGUUGCCUAUGAUCAAGGAAAUUCUUCACCAAAAUUCGCACGUUUAACGAUGAAUAAUAUUCCAUCCACGGCAGAUGCGUUACAUUCGACAGGGCUGCCACUUGGCCUUCUUUUGCAACCACUAGCCUCAUUACAGCCAGGUGAGCUUGAGAUACCAGUUUUGGACUUUGGAGAAACAGGCCCUCCUAGAUGUCACCGAUGCCGUGCCUAUAUCAACCCAUUCAUGGUGUUCAGAUCCGGAGGCAAUAAAUUUGUAUGCAAUAUGUGCAACUAUGCGAACGACGUACCUAUGGAAUACUUCUCUGCGACUACACCACAGGGGGCUAGAGUUGAUAGAGAACAGAGACCUGAAUUAAUGCGAGGGACGGUUGAAUUCUUGGUUCCCAAAGAAUACUGGUCUCAAAAGCCUGUGGGUUUGAGGUGGAUUUUCUUGAUUGAUGUUGGCCAAGAAGCGCUCAACAAAGGGUUCUUGGAAGCAUUCUGUGAAGGCAUUCUGGCAGCUUUGUACGGAGGCGACGACUCAACCGAAGAGGAUGGAUCUUUGAAACGCAGAAUCCCCGAAGGAUCAAAGGUUGGAUUCGUGACCUUCGAUAAGGAUAUUCAUUUCUACAACAUGAAUCCUAAGCUGGACCAAGCUCAAAUGCUGAUUAUGCCGGACAUUGAUGAUCCAUUUGUUCCUCUUAGUGAUGGACUUUUCGUGGAUCCGUAUGAAGCCAAGUCUAACAUUACUUCUUUGCUGAGUCAACUUCCACAACUAUUUUCUCAAAUCAAAAACCCUGAGCCAGCAUUACUUCCAACCAUCAAUGCAGCUAUGGCAGCUCUUGAGAAGACUGGAGGGAAAAUUGUGUGCUCUCUAUCGGCUCUUCCAACUUGGGGGCCUGGAAGAUUAUUCCUACGUGAUGACGGAAAACAGCAUGGUGGAGAGCAGGACAAAAAGUUGUUCACUACUGAACAUCCCGGUUGGAGGAAAGCAGCAGAUAGGAUGGUUUCGACUGGAGUUGGUAUUGACUUGUUCCUUGCGGCUCCUGGCGGCGGAUAUCUUGACAUUGCGACAAUAGGUCAUGUCGCUGCUGCUACCGGAGGAGAAACGUUUUACUACCCCAAUUUUGUCUCUCCACGAGAUAACGAGAAAUUAUCACAUGAAGUUGUGCGCUCCGUUACACGAGAGACUGGAUAUCAAGCGCUGAUGAAGGUCCGAUGUUCAAAUGGUUUGCAGAUAUCUUCAUAUCAUGGCAACUUUAUUCAACAUACCUUUGGAGCUGAUAUUGAAUUUGGAGUCAUUGAUUCGGAUAAGGCCAUGGGAGUUUUAUUCAGCUAUGACGGGAAACUAGAUUCUAAGCUGGAUGCUCACUUCCAAAGUGCCCUACUCUACACUACGGCUAGUGGUGAGCGAAGGGUAAGGUGCUCCAAUGUUAUCGCUAGUGUAAGCGAUCAACCCAAGGAGUGCAUGAACUUUGUAGAUCAAGACGCUAUAUACGCAUUAAUUGCAAAAGAGGCAGCAUCAAAAAUGUUGGCAAAUACACUGAAGGAAAUCCGAGGCGCUUUGUCGGAAAAGAACGUUGAUAUCUUGGCCGGAUAUCGCAAAAACUUCUCAGGAUCUCAUCCUCCAGGUCAACUAGUUCUACCAGAGCACCUCAAAGAAUUCAGCAUGUAUAUCCUGGGUCUUGUCAAAUCUCGAGCUUUCAAGGGAGGAUCAGAACCUUCCGAUCGCCGAGUUCACGACGCACGCAUGAUCAAAAGCAUGGGCGCUCUUGAACUCUCCUUGUACCUUUAUCCUCGCAUGAUCCCAAUUCAUAAUCUCGCCCCUGAAGAUGGGUUCGCAAACGAAGAUGGCCAUCUUAGGAUGCCGCCCUCGGUACGAGCCUCUUUCGCUAGAGUCGAAGAAGGCGGUGUAUAUCUUGUGGAUAAUGGACAGAUCUGCUAUCUCUGGAUGCACGGUCAAACCUCACCUAACUUUAUCAUGGAUUUAUUCGGCGAAGACAAAGAGAAUCUCAAGGCACUGGAUCCAUAUCUCUCAUCCUUACCUGUUCUUCAAACACAUCUCAGCGCUCAAGUACGAAAUAUACUGGAAUACUUAAAGACGAUGCGUGGAGCCAAAGCCUUAACGAUUCAGCUUGCUAGACAAGGGCUCGAUGGCGCCGAAUACGAAUUUGCCAGACUAUUGGUGGAGGAUAGAAACAAUGAGGCUCAGAGCUAUGUGGACUGGCUGGUUCACCUGCAUCGACACGUGCAGCUGGAGUUGACAGGCCAAAGGAAAAAGGAUGAUAGUGGGGAUAACUCCAUAGCGUCGAAUUUUGCAGGAUUGAGACCGCCCUAUUGGUAG